Purpureocillium lilacinum is the source of this 2904-nucleotide messenger RNA. RefSeq lists its product as uncharacterized. NCBI's taxonomy places the organism in Eukaryota, Fungi, Ascomycota, Sordariomycetes, Hypocreales, Ophiocordycipitaceae. Gene Ontology annotation, molecular function: protein kinase activity; ATP binding. Gene Ontology annotation, biological process: protein phosphorylation. The record is from RefSeq and is a predicted model, not a curated record.
AUGUUCUCCUCGGCGCUCAAGUCCAUCUCCGCCACCAACAUCACCGCAAACUACUCCGUCUCACCGAACCCCACCUCGACGGCCGGCCCGUGGAAGAUCUACGACGCGAAGAAGAAGUCGACGGGCAAGGCGUAUAGCGUCUUCGUCUUCGACAAGAAGGCGCUAGACAGCCAUGGCAGCUCCCUAGGGCGCUCCGGCGCCUCGUCGUACAAGCGCAGCGUCGAGGAGGUCGUCGAGCGCCUGAAGAAGGAGGCCUCGAGUCUCGCCAAGCUCCGCCACCCCAGCAUCCUCGAGCUGGUCGAGCCCGUCGAGGAGACGAGAGGCGGCGGCCUGCAGUUCGUGACGGAGGCCGUUACCGCGUCGCUGGCGAGCGUGCUGCAGGAAAAGGAUGAUCAGGAGCGCGCGGGCGGGCCCGGUGGCCGCUCGAGCCGCUACGUCACCGAGGAUGCGGACGGCGUGCGGAGGAGGAGGGAGCUCGAGAUUGACGAGCUGGAGAUUCAAAAGGGGCUGCUGCAGCUGAGCAAGGCGCUCGAGUUUCUGCACGAGAACGCGGGGCUGGUCCACGGCAACCUGACCCCUGAUGCAGUCCUCAUCAACGCCAAGUCUGACUGGAAGAUAAGCGGUUUUGCCUUUUGUAGUCCCGCUGAGGGCUCCAACAAGCCCACCUCCAUACAGGGCAUCAACCUGUACGAGGUGCUCAACAUGGACCCGCGGCUACCCAGGCUCGUGCAGCUCAACCUCGACUACACCUCGCCCGACUUCGUCAUGGACAACAAUCUGACGCCGUCUGCCGACAUGUUCUCGCUUGGGCUCCUGUCCGUGGCGCUUUACAACUCGCCGCAUCAGUCACCGCUCGAGAGCCACGGCAGCCUCUCGUCGUACAAGCGGCUCUUCUCAUCGUCCUCAUCCGUACCUUCCUCAACCAACAACUUCCUCUCUUCCCGCCCGCUCCCCAAAGACCUCUCUCAACAUGUCCUGCCGAGGCUCAUCACGAGACGGCCGGCCCAGCGAAUGACGGCCCGUGAGUUCCAGCAGAGCGAGUACUUUGACAACAUCCUCGUCUCUACCAUCCGCUUCUUGGACUCCUUCCCGGCCAAGACGCCAAACGAAAAGUCGCAGUUCCUCAAGGGCCUCGUCAAGGUUCUGCCGUCGUUCCCCAAGUCGGUAAUGGAAAAGAAGAUUCUGCCGGGGUUGUUGGACGAGCUCAAGGACAGAGAGCUUUUGGCGCCAAUCCUGCAGAACGUGUUCAAGAUUAUCGAGCUGCUGCCUUCCGCUCGACGAGCGUUUGGUGAAAAGGUGCGGCCCGCGUUGAAGGAGAUUUUCGUCGUCAAUGCGAAGCAGACGCAGGAGAAGGACCCAGCACGAGACGCAGGCCUCAUGGUCUUUCUUGAGCACCUGCAGGCUGCGGCAGACAACAGCUCCGGCAAGGAGUUUAAGGACGAUAUAUUGCCUGUCAUCCUGGCAGCCAUAGAAUGCCCGACGCAUGCCAUCGUCGACGCCGCGUUGAGGACUCUGCCAUCUGUGCUUCCUGUGCUUGACUUUAGUACCAUCAAGAACGAGCUCUUUCCUGUGGUGGCAGCCGUCUUUAGCAGGACGAACAGCCUCGCCAUCAAGGUGCGUGGUCUUCAGGCGUUUGUCAUCCUCUGCGGAGGGUCGGCCGACGCGGCAGCCGACGACGGCCUGAACGGCCUGGUAGAGGACAAGAGGAAGACAUCAUCAUCCAGUGCUUUGGACAAGUACACGAUGCAGGAGAAGAUUGUUCCCCUGAUCAGAUCCAUCAAGACCAAGGAACCGGCGGUAAUGAUUGCAGCGCUCAACGUGCUGCGCAUCGUUGGCCAGACGGCCGACGCCGAGUUUGUGGCAAUGGACAUCCUUCCCGUCCUGUGGAGCAUGUCCCUAGGGCCCUUGCUGGAUCUGAAGCAGUUCCAGACCUUCAUGGAGCUCAUCAAGAACCUGUCGCGGCGAGUGGAGGAGGAGCAGUCCAAGAAGCUCCAGGAGACGUCGGGCAACUCCAACAGCGCAGCGGCCGGCCCCAAUGAGGACUUCCUUGCGUUCGGAGGCGUGACUGGCACGGCAUUUGACGCGAGCGGCGGCGGCAACGAGGAUGACUUUGAGUCUCUGGUCAAGGGGCGACCCGGGGCGGGCAGCGCGUCGGCGAGCAACGGGACCGGCCUCGCGAGCUGGGACGAGACGCCCUCGGUCAUGUCCGCACCAAAGUCGACAACGAGCACGCCGCAAACGCCUUCAUUUUCGUGGUCCACGCAGACCCCUGCCAGUCCCACGGGUGUCGCUGCGCCGCCGAGCCAGGGGUCUGGCUUCCGGACAGUCACGCCGGACCUCGCGCGGUUCGGGUCCAUGACGCCGUCGUCGACGCAGUUCAGCCAGCCGCUGCAGCCUACGCAGCCCUCGCACUCUGGCUUCCAGGCGCCGCCUACCCAGCCCAGCGCAACGUCGUUCAACUGGUCGUCGAGCACGGCGUCGGCCGCAACAGCCAAUCCCUGGGCGUCGACCUCGUCCACGCCCAACUACGCACCCAACUACUCGUCCGCGAAUCCGACGUCUCCCUCAUCCACGCUUUCUGGCUUCGGCGGCAUGACGUCUUCCAUGAGUGGAAUGUCCCUCGGGGCGCAGCGGCCGAGUAUCAGCGGGCAGCGCAGCUCGUCGUCAUCGUUCUCGUUGCCCCCGCCACCCGGUGGCUCUGCGGGCGCCGGCUCCUUUGGCAUCAGGCCCCCUCCUAACCCGGCGCAGCAGCAAACAGGGUGGUCACCCGUUGGCGGCAUGGGACAAAUGGCAAACAAACCCAUGGGGUCGAUGGGGUCGAUGGGUGGCGCCAACAAUACCAGCGGGGCGCAGCAGCAGCAGCCGCAGAAGUCGGGGCUGGACAAGUACGAGAGUCUUAUUUAG